This is a messenger RNA of Penicillium diatomitis, 1278 nucleotides long. Its product is annotated as E1 ubiquitin-activating protein AOS1. Gene Ontology annotation, biological process: protein sumoylation. The record is from RefSeq and is a predicted model, not a curated record. Gene Ontology annotation, cellular component: SUMO activating enzyme complex; cytoplasm. NCBI's taxonomy places the organism in Eukaryota, Fungi, Ascomycota, Eurotiomycetes, Eurotiales, Aspergillaceae. Gene Ontology annotation, molecular function: SUMO activating enzyme activity. The transcript is spliced from 4 exons. The coding region runs from base 1 to 1278 and encodes 425 amino acids.
AUGGCAGAAGUGGAGAAUGGAAAUACCAUCAGCGCAGAUGAGAUUGCGCUCUAUGACCGGCAGAUCCGGCUUUGGGGUGUGCAAGCACAAGAGAAAAUUCGGUCAUCAAAUAUCCUCUUGAUCACGGUUAAAGCGCUCGCCAACGAGAUCGCCAAGAACCUGGUCCUAGCCGGCAUUGGAUCACUCACAAUUAUCGACCACGAGCCCGUCUCCGCGACUGAUCUGGACGCAUCUUUCUUCCUGGAGGAAGCAUACAAAAAUGAGGACGUAAUCAAGCAAGGGAAAAACCGUGCCGAGGUCGCCGGCCCUCAAAUCCACCGCAUGAACCCCCGAGUCAAGCUUCAUAUUGACACAGCCGACGUUCGCAGCAAACAACCCGAUUUUUUCAGUCAAUUUGACGUUACAAUUGCGACCGAGCUCGACUUUGCUUCCUACACCACAAUCAAUGCGGCGUGUCGCAUCGCCAAUCGACCCUUUUACGCAGCUGGGCUGCACGGACUCUACGGCUAUGUCUUUGCCGAUCUCAUCUCUCAUGACUUUGUGAUCGAGCGGGAGAAGUCCAACGGCCCAACACGACAGCAGGAAACACUCACGAGAAGCGUCGUAAGCGUGGCGGCCAAGACCGAGGGCGAGAAAAGCGAAAAAGGAAGCAGGGACAAAGUCAUCGAGCUGGUCACGAAGCGCGAAACGUACUCCCCACUCCAGCUAGCCAAUACCUCCCCUUUACCCGAAGAAUUCACCAACAACCCCCGCCGCCGGAAGCAAGUCACGCCAUUGCUCAGCUGUCUCCGCGCAUUGUGGGAAUUCGAAAAAAUCUCCGCUGGCCGCAGACCCAGCUUUGCACACCAAGAUCUCGAAGUCUUCACACGGCUAGCGCGGGAAAGUCACCAAGAACUGAAAUUGGACCUCGCAACUCUCGACUCUACUUUCCUGCGCCAAUUCCUCCAGAAUCUUGGCUGUGAGCUCAGCCCCGUGGCAGCGUUUGUCGGCGGUGCCUUGGCCCAAGACGUGAUCAAUGUCCUGUCUGCGCGCGAGCAGCCGCUCCAGAACAUGCUGCUCUUCGAUGGAGAGAAGUUGGCCGGGCCUAUCUAUCCUUUGCAUCCGUUCUUCCCGCCCGAAAUGGAUGUUGGCUCGCUAGCCGCUGUGCCACCUGUGGCUAACCCGAUUCCCAUGAACCCAACGACUAUCACCAAUCUCGCGAGUCAUCCCGCUCCUAGCGCCGUUCUUAACAGUGCCGCAGAUCUUCCCGCAAAUCCGUCCUUGAAUCCUGGAUUAUGA